AUGUCGGAGGAAGGCCGCCUAGAGUAUGUCAAAAGAGUGGUUGGUUUCCCAUCAGCAAUUUCCCUGGUGGAGGGUAAGAUUUGGGUUCUUUGGGAUCCUAUUCUCAACAUCACCUUUAGCACGCUAGCAGAGCAGUUAGUGGAUAUGGAGAUCAGUUUUCCAGUUGGGUCGUUCUUCUUCUCCGCGGUCUAUGCCCGAUGUACUGGGGUGGCUAGACGUCCGCUCUGGAGUGCUAUGGAGAGGUUGGCGUCUUCGAGACAAGGAUCCUGGAUGGUGGCUGGGGAUUUCAAUAUCAUCACGGAGGCGUCAGAAAGGCUUGGGAGAUUGGAUCGAGUGGUGAUUAACCAAGAAUGGGCUGAGAUGUGUUCAGUGACACGAGUGUUGCACCUGUCCAGGGGACGGUCAGAUCAUACGCCUUUACUGAUCAAGUGUGGUUCAGGAAGGCAGGGUAAAUCGGCCUUCAGGUAUCUCAAUGUGUGGCCCCGUCACAGGUCCUUUCUUGGGGUUGUUCAAGAGGUAUGGGGAGGGGGAGGCCCUUCACGUACGAUGUCAAAAUUUUAUCAAAAACUGUUGGGGGUGAAGAGCAAGCUGAGGGUAUGGAACAAGGAGGUUUUCAGGAAUAUAGAGACCCGGGUGGCGGAGCUCGAGAGGGAUAUGCGGACUGCCGAAAUGCAGUAUGAUACGGGGAGAAUUGUGGCAGCGAAGAUUGUUUAUCAUGAGGCUCGGGCGGCAUAUAUGAAGCAGUUGGCUGUAGAGUGUGGGUUUUGGCGUCAAAAGUCGAGGAUAAAAUGGAUUCAGGAGGGGGAUGCGAACACGGCCUUCUUCCAUUCUGUGGUUCGACAAAGGCGGGCUUCGAAUUACAUUUCUGGGAUUCGGAGUGCAACGGGGCAGUGGCUGUCUGAGGCUGAGGACAUUAAGAGUUCGGCAGCAGCAUUCUUCCAAGCGUUAUUCAGUUCGGAUAGGAAUACUGAUUGGCAGCUAGUAUUGCCUUUCGCUCUCCCACAGGUGUCUCAGGGGGAUAAUGAGAGUAUGCUGGCCCUGCCAACAACGGAUGAGGUGCGAGAAGUGGUGUUCUCGAUCAGUCCAGAUAGUGCCCCUGGUCCAGACGGCUUUGGGUCAGACUUUUACCAGGCGUGCUGGGAGAUAGUUAAGGAUAGUUUAGUGGCUGCUAUCCAUGAUUAUUUUAGAGGGGGUGGCUGCCAAAAGGAGUAA
This is a messenger RNA of Coffea arabica (coffee), 1212 nucleotides long. The record is from RefSeq and is a predicted model, not a curated record. Lineage: Eukaryota; Viridiplantae; Streptophyta; Magnoliopsida; Gentianales; Rubiaceae.